GGGAAAUGGUCAGAACGCUCUGAUGCUCCGUAGGAGCGCCUCGGUCUGGUCUGUUUAUUUUUAUCAUUACUCGUCGUUGUCGUGGUCGUUGUUGUUGUCGUUGUUGUCGUAAACAAGAAAAACGUCAUUGUUAUUCGUCGUCGUCCUCGUCCUCGUUGUAAUUAUUGUUUUACCGUUGUUGUUAUUGUUGUUAUUGUUAUGAUGAUGAUGAUGAUGAUGAUGAUGAUGAUGAUGAUGAUGAUGAUAAUGAUGAUGAUAAGACGGUGAACUUUCGUGUGAGAAAUUUUUAUUUCUCGCGUUAUAAAUACUUCGUACAAGAUUGAAUAAUACCAAAAGGAAAAUAAGUGUGUUAUCGUGCAUUUAUUGUGUUACAAGGAAUUGAGAAGGGGGGGUGGGUGGGAGGGAGGGACGGAAGGAAAGAGACAGUGUACUCGUUUAAAGGAGUAAAGAAUGGAAAAUUACGAACAAAAAAAUUAAAAAGAUAAGAAACAAAAAGUACUGUUAAAACGAUCAAUUGGAUAAGUGUUUAUUAAUCGUAAUUAAAAGAAUAAGGAAAAAAAAUCAAAAAACAAAAACAAAAAGGAGACACCAAAAAAAGGAAAAAAUCUUCACGUUUCGGAUUAGAAAUUCUUUCGAUUAUCGAGUGAGUUGAGUAAAAGAAGAAGGGGGGAGAAAAAAAGAAGAUUAUUAUGGUUAACAUGGAAGCUUCAAACGAACAGCACACGGUGACAGCAUCGCCACCACCGCGAGCUGCCCUUAAAAGUAGUUUCAGUAUUAGGAGUAUAUUACCGGAAGCUUGUACCGGAGGUAACACUACUCCAGUACCGUCGGCGAUUCAAUCGAUAUCAUCUGACGCUUCACACGCCGAUGAUAGCGAUGAUUCCAGUGAUUUGGAUGUAACCGGUGAUGGUACAGAGACACCACCACCAUUGGACUGUUCAAGAAAUUCAUCUAAAGCGAAUCAUAACUAUCCGACGGAUGAUCAACAUGAUAUUACAAAAGAAGAACAACAUCAGCAACAACAGCAGCAACAGCAACAGCAGCAGCAACAACAACAGAACGAGGUUAAAAAAAAAACGGAGAAACCACCAUACAGUUACAAUGCAUUGAUAAUGAUGGCUAUACGUGAAAGCCCGGAAAAACGUUUGACUCUUAACGGGAUAUACGAAUACAUAAUGAGGAAUUUUCCUUAUUACGAGAACAAUAAACAAGGUUGGCAAAAUUCUAUCCGUCAUAAUUUAUCAUUGAACAAAUGUUUCGUAAAAGUGCCAAGGCAUUACGACGACCCCGGUAAGGGUAAUUAUUGGAUGUUGGAUCCAAGUUCCGAGGAUGUAUUUAUAGGUGGUACAACUGGUAAAUUAAGAAGAAGAUCAUCAGCUGCAUCAAGGUCACGUUUAGCAGCAUUCAAAAGAAGUGUAGUACUUGGUGGAUUAUAUCCAAGUCCUUAUGGUCCACCAGGUUGGCCAGCGUCGCUCUAUACAUUACCUUAUCAUUUACAUCGUGCCGCGGCUGCUGGUUAUCCAACGGCUACAGCGGCGGCAUAUUCAACUACACCAGCCGGUUAUCCCAGUAGCCUUUUACCAGGUUCAGCGACAAAUCCUUCUUCAACAACUACGAAUGGUUUACCUUGUAAACCACAGGCUGUACCAGCAACCGCCGCACCACCGGCACAUGGUGCAUUCUCUAUGGAAAGGUUACUACAAACACCAACCGCCGGUUAUCCAACCGGGAUUACCGCACCACCUGGUAUUCCAGGUUCAGGUAAUCCCUAUGACUUUUAUACCACACUAAGAUCGUUGGCUGCACAUCAACAACAUCAACAACAGGCAGCCGCUGUCGCGGUUUUCAAUCAACAAACGAGGUAUCAAGUCAAUCAACCGUCGGUGGUAUUGAGCCAACCGACAUCGAAUACGGGUUCCCCGGGUAGCAGUCCUGAACCAAUGUCACCGCACUCACCACCAGUUACAAUCUGUGGUAAUACGAUGGUACAGCAAGGAUCGAGACCGAUUCCUCAUAGUCCACCUCAAUUGUUGUUAAAACCUAUCACCGUUUUAACCGGAAGACAAAGCUGAAUUAUUUUACGUAUAUGAAUACACAUCAUAUACAUAUACACGUACAUAUAUAAAUAUAUAUAUAUACAUAUAUUUUUCCUCACGGAAAAUGAUUUCGUAUCUAUCCAUUUUAUCGUUUGUGCGCUCUUAUCUUCUUCUUUUUUCGGGAAAAUAAUUUCGCACCUUACCACCUAUCAUUUUUCGUGCACGGAUUAUCUCUUUUCUCUCUCUCUCUCUCUCUCUCUCUCUCUCUCUUUUUUCUUUUUUUUUCUUUCUUUCUUAAUUUUGUUUUUCAUCAAAUUUACCUUUUUUUUUUUCUUUCAACGAAAAGAAGAUUACGGUAUCGCUCUCUUCUCGCGCAUCUCCACACUUUUCAUUUCUUUCGUUUCUUCUUUUUCUUUUUGGAUUAUUCUUUUUUAAUCCUUCCUCUCUCUCUCUCUCUCUCUCUCUCUCUCUCUCUCUCUCUCUCUCUCUCUCUCUCUCUCUCUCUCUUUGUUCCCUAUCCUAUCUAUUUUAUGUUAUUUUGUUUUGUUUUAAUUUAAAUCAUCGAGUCAUACGUACCUGUAAAUACGAAUUGUAAUAUAUACAUAUGUAGUAUAUGUAAAAGUUUUCGUUUAUUCGCUCUUUUUUUUUCUUUCUUUCUUUCUCUUUUACAUAGGCAUAGGAUAAAAAAAAGAAAAGAACCUUGACGAGAUUAUUUUCUAUCGAGACAGUCAUUAUAAUGCAAAUAUGUAUUAGUAGAGUAAUAUAAUAUUUGUAAAUAGAUAUACAUAUAUAUAUAUAUAUAUAUAUAUUUAUAUAUAUAUAUAUUAAUUAUUAUUAUUAUUAUUAUAUAAAAGUAGUCAUUAAGUUCGAGAUAUCUCGUUACCAAUUUCAUUUAGUCUAACUUCGAUCGACGAAUUAAAAAUAUCUGAUGAUAGUGUCGACAAAAAAAAAAAAAGAAAACAAAUUCGUCAAUCCUGUUAUAGAUAUAUGCAUAUAUAUAUAUAUAUAUAUAUAUA
Molecule: messenger RNA, 3052 nt
Organism: Vespa crabro (European hornet)
Lineage: Eukaryota; Metazoa; Arthropoda; Insecta; Hymenoptera; Vespidae
Product: fork head domain transcription factor slp1-like
Exons: 1
Coding region: 690-2072 (460 amino acids)
Biological process (GO): regulation of transcription by RNA polymerase II
Cellular component (GO): nucleus
Molecular function (GO): DNA-binding transcription factor activity; sequence-specific double-stranded DNA binding
Source: RefSeq, a predicted model, not a curated record